Molecule: messenger RNA, 867 nt
Organism: Hippocampus comes (tiger tail seahorse)
Lineage: Eukaryota; Metazoa; Chordata; Actinopteri; Syngnathiformes; Syngnathidae
Gene: fam241a
Product: family with sequence similarity 241 member A
Exons: 3
Coding region: 170-619 (149 amino acids)
Cellular component (GO): intracellular membrane-bounded organelle
Source: RefSeq, a predicted model, not a curated record
CUAUUAUGACCUGUAAGGGGCGCUUGUUGACACGUUCAUACCGAGAACGUCCGAGGAGUCGCGUGGGAGUUUCUCAGCCAUGGUAAGCCUUGCAGAGCUGUCCCUGCUCGAAACUGAGUUAUCACGCAAGACGAAUGUUUUCUGAAAAUUCCCGUCUGGGACCGGGACCAUGUCCGCUCCGACGCCGCAUCGACACGAGCAAGAUUUGGUUCAGCGGCGUGACCUCACAGAGUCGUCGGUCGAAAACCAAAGAGGCUGGCAUUCUCUCCCUCAAGCUGUCAAUGGCGCAAGGCAGACGGCAGCACAGCCGCAGCCGAACCGGGUUGAGGGGAGCAGGAUCCAACCACUACCUCUGAGUAAUCAGGGCAUGAGGUGGCGACUUGAGGACAAUCCCAGCACCAGGGAGCCUCCGCUGGAUGACUGCGUGCGCAUGGGGACACUGUUUGGGAUGUUCAAUAAGUGUCUGCGAGGGAUGGGUUUCAGCCAGAUGUACUUUGGGGACAAGAUAGUCGAGCCAGUGGUGGUCGUUUUCUUCUGGCUACUGCUGUGGUUCCUUGGCAUUCAGGCUCUUGGACUCGUGGGAACUCUGUGCAUCAUCAUCAUUUACAUCCAGGAGUAAUGAGAGUUGGCACUUUGGUAGCUGUGGAUGCUUCUGGAAAUUUUCGGUUUGGACGGCCCUGCACAACGGCGCUUUUAUAGAGACCUGUACUGUCAUGUUGACGAACGGGGGCUUUGCAGGUAUCAGUGGAGGAGUCGGAAACAAAGGUGAUUCUUUAGAAGUCAAGAUGCAAAAGAUAGUUUGACCAUUUUUGAAAAAUAUAAAUCCAUGUGAUGAAUAUGGCAACCAAUUAAAGCAGAAGUCCCCAA